AACCAUCAAUUCAUUUCCUAAGCACUCGUAUAGCUCUACAGCCCCACCAAAGAUCAUCAAAUCAUGUCCGCCUAUGACAAUGCCGCUCCAGCGCGACGACCCGAUAUCAAGAAGAAGCUCGUAGUCGUUGGAGAUGGAGGUUGUGGAAAGACUUGUCUCUUAACGGUCUAUGCCGAGAACCGGUUCCCCGUGGAAUACGUUCCCACCGUUUUCGAAAACCUCAUGACCAUGAUCCCCUCCCCCACCGACCCUUCAAAAAUCAUCGAACUCGCCCUUUGGGAUACCGCCGGUCAAGAAGACUUUGACAGACUACGGCCGUUGAGCUAUAACGACACGGACGUGAUCCUUAUUGUGUUUGCUUGCAACCACCGCCCAAGCUUGUUGAACGUACAAGAUAAGUGGUUCCCAGAAAUGGCCCAUUUCUGCGAAAACGUCCCCCUCGUCCUUGUCUGCACCAAGACAGAUCUCCGUACCGAACAGCAAACACAAUCCCUCAUGGCUGCUCAAGGAACAACGCCCAUCACUACGCAAGAGGGCGAGCGCGUGGCGAAAGAGAUUGGGGCGAGACGGUAUAUGGAGUGUUCGGCCAAGGAAGGGCUGGGAGUGAGAGAUGUCUUUGAUGCUGCUGUGAGAGAAAGCUUGAAGAAGGGUGGACUGAAGAAGAUGAAGGGGAAGAAGUGCGUUGUGCUGUAAGGCGCUGCUAGGAUGGAGAGGAGAGUGAGAGCGUAUUUUGGUGGGAUUUGACGACGAGCAUGCUUCGCCCAUGACCACGAAGUUGUACUGUAAUGAUUACGAGCUUAUAUACCACAGUUCCCGAUUGAUUAGAUCUAUAUAUCUACACGAUGGAUUCCACAUAACCAUGACCGGAAUGGGUUGUCAAGCAAGCUGAGGGUCCAAAUACCCC
This is a messenger RNA of Cryptococcus amylolentus CBS 6039, 904 nucleotides long. RefSeq lists its product as hypothetical. The record is from RefSeq and is a predicted model, not a curated record. Gene Ontology annotation, biological process: small GTPase-mediated signal transduction. The transcript has 5 exons. The coding region runs from base 64 to 693 and encodes 209 amino acids. Lineage: Eukaryota; Fungi; Basidiomycota; Tremellomycetes; Tremellales; Cryptococcaceae. Gene Ontology annotation, molecular function: GTP binding; GTPase activity.